Molecule: messenger RNA, 3050 nt
Organism: Mugil cephalus (flathead mullet)
Lineage: Eukaryota; Metazoa; Chordata; Actinopteri; Mugiliformes; Mugilidae
Product: carbohydrate-responsive element-binding protein
Exons: 17
Coding region: 30-2861 (943 amino acids)
Biological process (GO): regulation of transcription by RNA polymerase II
Cellular component (GO): nucleus
Molecular function (GO): protein dimerization activity; RNA polymerase II cis-regulatory region sequence-specific DNA binding; DNA-binding transcription factor activity, RNA polymerase II-specific
Source: RefSeq, a predicted model, not a curated record
GUCAGCUGAGGAGAAAGUUCACUGUCUGCAUGACAGUCUCCUCUGAUUUGAAGCGCACCAUGGCGAGCACCAAAGGCGCAGUUUGCCCGGCCGGACAGGGUCAGCUGCAGGACUCCUCGGAGUCGGAAUCGGAGCCGGAGCCUGAGCCCGCUCGGCUCGUCGGUGUCGGGCCGUCCACCGGCUCUUUCCCCUGCGCCCAGGUCAUCCACAGCGGACACUUCAUGGUGUCGUCGCCCCACAGCGAUUCCGCGGCGCGCAGGAGGAAGAGCGGCGGGUCUCUGCAGUACGACUUCGACACGGUGAACAGGACGUGGUGCCUGACGUACCGGUACGGGCCGUUCAGCUCCGGGAGCCUGAGCAUCGACCCAACUCUGACCCGCUUGUUUGAGUGCAUGUCCCUGGCCUACAGUGGUAAAAUAGUCUCCCCCAAAUGGAAGUCUUUCAAAGGUCUGCGAUUGCUGUGGAGGGAUAAGAUCCGUCUGAACAAUGCGAUCUGGAGAGCCUGGUUCAUUCAGUAUGUGGAGAAGAGGAAAAGCCCAGUGUGUGGGUUCUCCACCCCGCUGGAGGGCUCGGAGGCAGACGCACAUCGAAAGCCUGAAGCGAUUAUAUUAGAGGGCAGCUACUGGAAGCGAAGGAUUGAGGUGGUGAUCAAGGAGUAUCACAAGUGGAGGAUUUACUACAAGAAGAGGCUCCAGAAAAAGAAAGAUGAUAUUCUAUCAAUGCUACAAGAGGGUCAGAUCUGCCAGGCCAAGCUGGAAAGGCGGUCCAAUCAGAUCUACCAGGAGACUGAGGCUGCCCCGGUGGAGGCCCACAUGUUCGACCUGGACUGCCUUCUGUCCGACAUCUCCGACACCCUGUUCACCAUGACGCAGAAACCAUGUCCCUGGGCCAGCGACCGACACAACACGUACACUAACAAUGCUGAUAUCAUUCAGCCGGGCCUUACCCCGCUGCAGCCCAACCUGGAUGAUUUCAUGGAUAUUCCAGAUAUCUUCAUGAAUUACCGGGGCCAGCCCACCGAGCAGACCGGUUUUGCUGACUGUGGCUAUUUUGAGAGCUCAUCCAGCUCGGCAUUUGCUCCAGUUCCCUCCCCCGUGGUAACGGCUCCUCAGCUACUUAUCGACACCCAGCUGGCUCAGCCCAACCUGUCAUCUGACAGUUUGCCCCAGCCCUCUACAUCCAACACACGCCCAGACCAGAACAGGCCAGAGGAGGAUUGCGGUGAAUACCACUCAUCUGGCAUCAUAACGGGAGCCAUGCCGUAUGGACAUCAGUCAUACCACAAUGCACCAGCCACUGUAACCUUUACAAGCAGCACAGAGCAGCCGGCCUGUGCAAGUAUUCCUUUUGUGUACCCGCUGCCCUGCCACAAGUUUGGCUACUACACAACGACAAAUUUGACGUCCACUGUCAUCACUCACACGGCCUCUACCACCGGGGGUCAGGGCUCUGCACACCAGACUCACGGCUACCAUCACGCAGGGGACACUUACUCUCAGCCUCCCUGCCAGUCUCUCAGUUACCCGGCUGCUGUAUCCAACCCGGUUCACGCGGUGCAGCCCUCCGUCACUGCAGCCCACUGCUUCUCCGUCCCGGAGCAGGUGGCCGUUACAGGGGUGCGAGGGAAGCACAAGCAAAAAACGGGGGGAGCGAGGACAGCCGGUCCCUCCGUGGUGCCAUCUGGCCCCCCGUCCACCACCCCCACAGCCACUAGUUGCCUGGCUAAACUGCUGUCCUCCAGCGCCCAUGAACGAAAGCCAACACUAGGAUUUGAUACUGCUUUAGUGACAGCCAAGGGUCAGAGGUCAUCAUCUCCCAGCACUUUGACAACCUCCAGCACACAUGUUGUUGACGCUUCAUCGCAACUGCGGCAUGGAGCUGGCUGGCCUGCAGGGAUCCCCGUGUUGACCCCUCUGCACAGUCAGACUGCCACCCUGGGCCACAGCGGACCUCACGCCAGCACCUCCAGAGGCUCGGCGGUGUCUGCCCUGCUCACCCACGGCUCCACGCACACCAGCACAACCCUCCUCGUACCCAAGACCGAGAAGCUUUCGCCUGUCCAGCUAUAUGGCACAGACAGGAGCAGCUUAAGUGUGAACUUUCCAGCACAUCCAGGCCAAACAUCACCACCAAACCCGUUAGACAAAGCCUCCAAUCCUGAGUCUCCACAUUCAGGCUUCUCAGGACAUGGGAAAAUUGAAUCAAGUAAGCAAACGGAGACCAGGAGGAUAACUCACAUCUCUGCAGAGCAGAAGAGGCGUUUCAACAUCAAACUGGGAUUUGACACUUUACAUAACCUCGUGACAACCCUGAGCUCUCAGCCGAGCAUAAAGAUCAGCAAAGCCACCACACUGCAGAAGACUGCCGAGUACAUCGGUAAGAUGCAGCAGGAGAGAGCCCAGCUGCACGAGGAGGCUCAGAGACUCCGGGAGGAGAUCCAGCUCCUGAACUCCGCCAUCAACGCGUGCCAGCAGCAGCUACCAGCCACAGGUGUCCCUAUCACACGGCAGCGCUUUGAUCACAUGAGGCAGAAGUUCAGAGAGUAUGUCCGGGCCCAGACUCUACAAAACUGGAAGUUCUGGAUUUUCAGUAUAAUCAUUGAGCCACUGUUUGAGUCCUAUAAUGGAAUGGUGUCCACCGCUAGUGUGGAGGAUCUGUGUCGAUCCACUCUGUCCUGGCUGGAUCAGCACUGUUCCCUGCCUGCCCUGAGGCCCAUGGUUCUGAGUUCACUCCGUCUCCUGAGUACCACCACGUCCAUCCUUACAGACCCCAGCCUGUUGCCAGAGCAGGCCACACUCGCUGUCACUCAGGGUGACCCUGCUGCUGUCCUGGACCACUCCUUACAGCCCGCCACUCAGUAGUAAUAUACACCCCAUGUGACCUUUGAAGAGCAGACUCAGUGGAAAGCCAUCACAAGGCUCAGGGGACUAGGGCUCAGGGGACAACUGUGGAACCGUUUAAAGAGACUCAAGACUGAUAAUACUGUACAAUCUUAUUUCCAAUAAAAUCCAACCAGCUGCAAAAAAAAAAAAAAAAAUGGAUUCUAGUAC